CACCGAACUUGGGAAGGCAUCAGCCGGAACCUACAUAAGCGGAUCUGUCUGUAGACAUACUUGUCACGGUUGUGAAGUUCAUCUUUGUCUUUGCUGUUAGGACGAUUUACGUUCGCUUGAGAAGAUUAGACGUCGUCAUCGCGCCCACUUUCCGCGUCAAGUCUUGGCAAUCUAAUCAAUCAGAUUGCCUUCAAUAUUAACGAUGACGCUGCCAAAGCCGACCAACAAGCCUUUAAACGCAUACAGAAUGUCUGCAACGCUCAUGAACUUUGCUUACAAGCUAUCUUCGACAUUAUCGUCGUCGGAGGUGCCAACGAUCAAGAAAGACGGCAAAUUCUCAAAGGCUCGAAAGACGGAGGAUCUAUUCCCCACCACCGAUCCCGCGACAGAUGGUGACGACUGCUUGCACGACUGCGCGACCUGCACGAUAAAGUACCCACGCAAAUUCGAUAUCGAUGAAACAGAAGAGCUGUACGGUCACGUAAAGGGAUGGCAAACGCAUCUCGUCGUUGCUACGGGGAAGACAGAUUGGGUACGAGACGUGGCAGAUGAAAAGGGGAGUAUCAUGGAAGCGGUGGACAAGGGGAACGUGAAGCCCAGCAAUGGCAAACUUAUGCUGUCCGCCUCCGACAUGCCGAUUCCCGAUCACUCUGACACCAGCUCGAUGGUCUUGCUGCUGCCAUCGUGGCAGUUCAUUGACAACGUCACACCCGCAAACGUACCUGAGCUCAUAACCAACUACGUGAAUCGUAGCCCGACGAACGAUUCACCGUUAUACCACAAGCCCGGACAACCGUCUCAAGGGUCUUCUUCCCCAGAACCUGAAUCAAAACCUGCAGACAGCACAUUGCCACCCUCGAUAUCUACAGCCUCGGAUUUACAGGCGCGAGCAUGUCCGCACAAGUACUUGAUUCUUUUGUGUAGUCAGAAGACGCGUGACGCACGCUGCGGUCAAUCUGCACCGCUUCUGCGUCGCGAGUUUGAGAGGCAUCUACGGCCACUAGGGCUCUAUCGGGACUUGCACGACGAACGACCUGGAGGAGUUGGUAUAUAUUUCAUCAGUCACGUUGGAGGGCACAAAUUCUCGGCAAAUGUCAUGGUGUACCGCCACUCGUCGACGGUGGAGCACCCUAAUGAAGCAAACGGACAUGCCAACGGCUUGCAAGAGGCGCUGGAAGAGUUGAAGAUUGAGGCAGAUAAAGACCACGAGAUUGUGCUCGACGCUAAUAAGGAGCAACGAUCGGAAAUGGACGGCGAGGCUGCACAAUGCAUAUGGCUGGCGCGUGUUCGACCAGAGGAUUGCGAGAACAUCAUCAGAUAUACGGUAUUGCAAGGCAAGGUUGUCAAGCCAGAGAGGCAAUUAAGAGGAGGAUUCGAUCGAUCGAAGCAGCUAGCGAGCUGGUGAGCUUUAGAACUACCUCAACA
Boeremia exigua is the source of this 1425-nucleotide messenger RNA. RefSeq names its product Sucrase/ferredoxin-like-domain-containing protein. NCBI's taxonomy places the organism in Eukaryota, Fungi, Ascomycota, Dothideomycetes, Pleosporales, Didymellaceae. The record is from RefSeq and is a predicted model, not a curated record. The coding region runs from base 203 to 1405 and encodes 400 amino acids. The transcript has 2 exons.